Molecule: messenger RNA, 945 nt
Organism: Selaginella moellendorffii
Lineage: Eukaryota; Viridiplantae; Streptophyta; Lycopodiopsida; Selaginellales; Selaginellaceae
Product: pentatricopeptide repeat-containing protein At4g37170-like
Exons: 2
Coding region: 1-945 (314 amino acids)
Biological process (GO): RNA modification
Molecular function (GO): RNA binding; protein binding; zinc ion binding
Source: RefSeq, a predicted model, not a curated record
AUGAAGAAAGAGCACGGAUACAAGCCAAUUCUCGCCGACGUUCUCGAGGAAGAGAAAGAAGAAGGGAUGUGCUUCCACAGCGAGAAGCUUGCGAUUGCCUGGGCGGCGAGCGAGACGGCAACGGGGCCAAUAACUGUGACCAAAAACCUCCGUGUGUGUCGGAAUUGCCAUAGCGCUACUAUGGCAAUGUCCAAGAUCAUAGGACGCAAGAUUGUGGUGAAGGAUGCCGCGACUACGCACACCAUCGUUGACGGCCGCUGCACUUGCAAUGUGGACUUUGGAAAAUACAAGGGUAAGCGACUUACAGAUCUUCUUCACGUUUAUCUUGAAUGGAUGUCAACUGAAAUGUACACCCAUUGGGGUCGUCAUGCGAAGGAGCUCUUAUCAAGAUGUCCUUCCAACUCACAUACUAUGAUUGAUGGGAAGAACAUCCAUUCUGUAGAGACGCUGAAGAAGAUGAUCAGGUCGCGCAAAGAUUUAGAAGAAGCAAAUAGAAUCCGCGAAUGUGUUCGUCAAAGCAGUUAUCGGAAUGACAAGUUUGUGGCAAAUCUGUUGAUUGAGAUGUUUGGAUCAUGUGGGAGUUCAGACGAUGCUCGUUUGGUGUUUGAUGAAAUCAAGCAGCCAAACAUCUACUCUUGGAAUAUUAUGCUUAAAGUAUACACUCAAAACGGCCGGGUAGAAGAUGCUUGGAUCUUGUUCGAGAAGAUGGAAGCCAAGAGUUUGGUGUCUUGGAACAUCAUGUUAGCAGCUAUGGCUAAAAAGAAUCAACUCGUUGAGACAAAGGAGUUUUUCAAUCAAGUGCCCGAAAAGGAUGAUUACUCAUGGACCAUACUCUUGGGUGCAUACAUGGAUUAUGGGGAAGUAGACGAGGCAAGGAGAAUUUUUGAUGGGCUGAAGGUGGCAAACGUUGUUACAUUGAACACAAUGGUCCAAGGGUAUGCCUAG